AUGGCCUAUCUCCUUCUUUAUGUGGAUGACAUCGGUCUCACCGCAUCUUCCACGGCGCUGCUCAACCGUAUUGUCUCUUUUCUUAGCAACGAAUUUGAAAUGACGGAUCUCGGAGAGCUCCAUUAUUUUCUUGGCAUCACCAUAACAAGGAACGCAUCAGGUCUCUACCUCAACCAACGAAACUACGCAGCUGAUAUAAUUCAUCGCGCCAACAUGACUCAUUGUAACCCCUGCACCACACCGGCGGAUACACGCACUAAACUUGCCGGAAUUGGUCCGUCGGUUCCUAAUCCGACCCUUUACCGUAGCCUUGAUGGCACACUUCAAUAUUUGACGACAAGACUGGAUAUCUCCUUUGCCGUUCAACAAGUGUGCUUGUUUAUGCAUGAUCCUCGCGAGAUUCACUACAAGGCCCUCAAACGGAUACUAAGGUACGUUAAAGGCACACUCGAAUUUGGUUUGCAGCUAUACCCAACCAAGACUUCCGGACUUGUAGCAUAUACGGACGGCGACUGGGCAGGUUGUCCUUCCACACGACGCUCAACCUCUGGUUAUUACAUCUUCCACGGUGAAAAUCUCAUUUCAUGGUCCGCAAAGCGUCAACACACUGUCUUACGGUCCAGUGCAGAAGCCGAGUACAGAGGCGUCGCCAAUGCUGUGGCGGAAACAACCUGGCUUCGGAACAUUCUUUUUGAACUACAUUGUCCCUUGACAGCAACCACCUUAGUCUACUGUGACAACGUCAGCGUGGUGUACCUCUCUACCAACUCUGUUCAACAUCAACACACUAAGCAUGUAGAGAUCGAUUUGCACUUUGUUCGCGAACGUAUUGCUCUCGGUACCAUACGAGUCCUCCAUGUCCCAUCAUCGCACCAGUACGCGGACAUCUUCACAAAAGGACUUCCAACACCAUUGUUCACCGCUUUUCGUAACAGUCUCGACGUCAUACCAACCAACGCUUCCACUGCGGGGGAGUGA
This is a messenger RNA of Camelina sativa (false flax), 978 nucleotides long. NCBI's taxonomy places the organism in Eukaryota, Viridiplantae, Streptophyta, Magnoliopsida, Brassicales, Brassicaceae. The record is from RefSeq and is a predicted model, not a curated record.